Molecule: messenger RNA, 2533 nt
Organism: Vigna umbellata (rice bean)
Lineage: Eukaryota; Viridiplantae; Streptophyta; Magnoliopsida; Fabales; Fabaceae
Product: serine hydroxymethyltransferase 7-like
Biological process (GO): tetrahydrofolate interconversion
Cellular component (GO): mitochondrion; cytoplasm
Molecular function (GO): glycine hydroxymethyltransferase activity; pyridoxal phosphate binding
Source: RefSeq, a predicted model, not a curated record
AGAGAUGGGAAAAGAGGGUUUUGUAUUCAUAAAUUCACAUUCAGGCCAAAAGAACCAGCGUCCAGAUACAUUCCCCUUCGUCCUCAGUUCUCAAUUCUCAAUUCCAAAUUCCAGAUUAGGGUUAGGGCUUCCAAUGACCGUCUGCUCUACCCUUUCUUCACAAUCUCUAUUCCAUCAUCGCUUCUGUUUUCUCUGUUGUUGUUGUUGUGGUUCUUAGGGAUUAUUAGUUACUAAAUUUACGUAUCUCAUUGUUUUACUAUCUUCUUCGAUGGACCUGUCUCACUCCCAAUCCAACCUGUCCCUCGGAUUUUCAUCCUCUCACGCUUCGCCGCUUCGUCGUUCCGACCCGCCGGUGCCGCUGCAGCUGCUUGAACCGCCGCAGCCGCUGGAGAAUGGAAGUUUGGAUGUCGAAUCGGAUGAUGACGACGACGACAAAGAAGUGGAAGAGUUUCGAAUUCUGGGCCACUCAAUGUGCCUGAAGAGGCGAAGGGAUUGUGACUCAUCGUCCUCCUCCUCCACGAAGAGGGUUUCUGUGGAUCCCGAUCUCGACGCGCGGAAGGUUGCCGUGCGUGCGUGGGGAUGCCAACCGCUUUCAAUCGCGGACCCCGACAUCCACGAGAUAAUGGAAAAGGAGAAGAAGAGGCAAUUUCGUGGGAUUGAACUCAUAGCGUCGGAGAAUUUCGUUUGCAGGGCUGUGAUGGAGGCGUUGGGAAGCCACUUGACGAAUAAGUACUCUGAAGGAAUGCCCGGUGCGCGAUAUUACGGUGGUAAUCAGUACAUCGACGAAAUCGAAACUCUCUGUUGCGAACGUGCAUUGAACGCGUUCGGUCUCGACCCCAAGUGCUGGGGGGUGAACGUGCAGCCGUAUUCGUGCACCUCUGCGAAUUUCGCUGUUUACACGGGGCUGUUGUUACCCGGUGAUCGUAUCAUGGGGUUGGAUACCCCGUCUGGAGGGAAUACUAGUCACGGUUACUAUACUCCCAAUGGGAAGAAAGUUUCCGGGGCUUCUAUUUUCUUUGAGAGCUUGCCUUACAAGGUGAACCCUCAAACGGGUUAUAUUGAUUAUGAUAAGCUUGAGGAAAGGGCGCUUGAUUUUCGCCCCAAGAUACUUAUAUGUGGUGGGAGUUCUUAUCCCCGAGAGUGGGAUUACGCGAGGUUUAGACACAUUGCGGAUAAGUGUGGAGCUGUGUUGUUGUGUGACAUGGCACAAAUUAGUGGCAUAAUUGCGGCCAAGGAAUGUGUGAAUCCUUUUGAUUAUUGUGAUAUUGUUACUUCGACAACUCACAAGAGUCUUCGAGGUCCAAGGGGAGGUAUAAUAUUUUAUCGGAAAGGUUCAAAGCCGAGGAAGAGAGGGAUUCUUCUAAGUCAGGGUCAUGAAAGUGAUCAAUAUGACUUUGAAGAAAAGAUAAAUUUUGCUGUUUUUCCAUCAUUGCAAGGGGGCCCGCACAAUAACCACAUUGCUGCACUUGCUAUAGCUUUAAAACAAGUGGCUACUCCUGAGUAUAAGGCCUACAUGCAGCAGGUGAAGAAGAAUGCUCAAGCUUUAGCAUGUGCUUUACAGAGAAGGAAAUGCCGCUUAGUAACUGGGGGUACAGACAACCAUUUAAUACUUUGGGAUUUAAGGCCCCUGGGAUUGACAGGUAAAUUUUACGAGAAGGUCUGUGAAGCAUGUCAUAUUACAUUGAAUAAAAUUGCUAUAUUUGGGGACAAUGGAACUAUAAUUCCUGGAGGUGUUAGAGUUGGUACCCCUGCUAUGACGUCAAGAGGGUGUCUGGAACCAGAUUUUGAGACAAUGGCUGAUUUUCUCAUUAGAGCUGCACAUAUUGCAAGCAUACUGCAGAGGGAGCACGGGAAACUUCAGAAGACAGCAUUAAAGGGACUUGAGAGCAAUAGAGACGUUGUUGAGCUCCGAGCACGGGUCGAGGUGUUUGCAAUUCAGUUUGCUAUGCCGGGUUUUGACAUUUGAGCAUGAUGUGGCUUGUAAAUUGCCAUUGUUGAUUAUUUAUAUAUGCUACGAUUGUGGGUCGUCGAGCCUGCUUUUACAAAAGCACAGCUUGUGCAUAUAUUUUGUGGAGUUCCUCUCCUCUCUGCGUUGUAUGCAGUUGUAAGGUUUUGACAUGUUGCAGUGAGCUGCAAUCUGGUGCAAGACUGUACGUAAGGAACUGCAUACAUCUGUGGAGGUUUUGUUUGGUGAUCAAGUAUCUUGUUCCUACCUUGGAGGUGUCACCAUCCCAGCUGAAUGCAUGAAGUUAAAGCUAUUAUAGGUUUGGAACAGGGGUUCUUGAUCAACCAACCUGAGUACAGAGUUCUUCUGGUGAAUCUACAGAAAAUAAUUUCUCUGAUAGAGGUUAGACACCUUGAAUUCUUUUCGCUGCUGUUUGAUGCUUAAAGCAAUGUUAUUAAUCAUAUUUUUGGCCAUCUAUAGAUUCAUUCCCUCUUUUGAGAUCAUAUUUGUAUUUAUUUUCUUCAAUACCUUACCGUGUUAUUUGUUAAAAUACACAGGGUGACGUGGUAAAUAUUUCAUUGCUUUGUA